CUCCCCCCCCCACACAGAGCAACUGUCAUGUGAUUUCUUGUAAAUGCAGAGAGGACGAGGAAGUGAAACUUAAUGUGUGGUCAGGCGCCAUUUUAACAACACAACGCAGAGGGUGAGACAAAGUGCACAGUCCGUGAAUGCAGAGAGGAGGAGGAGCAGUAACUAAAGUUGAAGUCAGACUCCAUUUUAACAACACAACGCAGACGGUGAAACAACGUUCUGAGUCCGGUGAGUGUUAACACAACAACAUGUUGAAUCUAUCAUUUCACUGUCACAGACUCAGAGUCAGUUUUCUACCUGUGGACUAAAGCAGGAAGUGUGUGUUGUGUCGUGUUGUGUUGUGUUGUGUUGUGUUGUGUUGUGUUGUGAGUCGAUGGAGUCGGAUCCUGUGUGUGUGUCAUUUUAACUCUGGGUCCAGACUGUGAGCGUCUGGUGUUGAACUGAACUUGUUGACGAGUCGUUUCCAUGAUGUUUACAUGAGUCUGAUGAACUGGAUUCAAACCAACACCCAGUGACGUCAUGUACUGGUUAUCAGGACCUGAUCAGAACAUGAAGGGGUGGGACCAUUCCACUCCUUAGCUCCACCCCUUCUUUACCCCUGUAGCGGAGGUGUGUCCUGUGGGGCCGAGUGGGUGGAGCCGAGGGGCGGGGCUCUACCUGUCCAAACCGGUCCUGACAGAUAACUCACUUCAAACGGAGGGGGUACCCAGAAUGCCUUGCGUACCACCGGCCACCUGGGAGAGAGAUCCAUUAAUGUAGUAUUUCCUCCAUUAAUAACAAUUUAAAAAUUACAUUAAUGACUGUCACAUCUUAGUUUAAUAAUAUUUCAAUGUUUUAUGGUCACUUAUGUUUUUUUAGGGUUCCAAACGACCCUAAAAAAACACUAUCGUUAGCAUACUGGAGUUAGCAUGCUAGCUAGAUGACUACUGAGAAUGUAACGGCUUCUUGAAGAACUGUCCCUAAUCUCAGGGGAAGUUCCAACCACAACCCUGUGUGACUCACACACACACACACACACACACACACACACACAGAGUCAUGUGAUUUCCAGUAAGUGCAGAGGAGGCGGAGCUGCCAAUGAAAGUGAAAGUGUUCAGACUGGUUCCAACUUCAAGGAGCAGACGGAGGAGACGUGAAGUCUGAAGCUGAGUGAAGAUGAGUGGAUCUGAGGAGAAAGAGGAGAAGAGAGUAGAGUCUCCAGUGUUCAGCUGUGUGUCUCUGAAGAGUGACUGGUCCAUGGGAAAUCCUCCAGUCUUCAGUAAAGAACCUGGACCCUCACACACAGAAGGUCAGGACCACAGACUGAGAGCAGAGUCUCCAGGGUUCAGCUGUCUGUCUCUGAAGAGUGACUGGUCCAUGGGAAAUCAUCCAGUCUUCAGUAAUGAACCUGGACCCUCACACACAGAAGGUCAGGACCACAGACUGAGAGCAGAGUCUCCAGGGUUCAGCUGUCUGUCUCUGAAGAGUGACUGGUCCAUGGGAAAUCAUCCAGUCUUCAGUAAAGAACCUGGACCCUAUCACACAGAAGGUCAGGACCACAGACUGAGAGCAGAGUCUCCAGGGUUCAGCUGUCUGUCUCUGAAGAGUGACUGGUCCAUGGGAAAUCCUCCAGUCUUCAGUAAAGAACCUGGACCCUCACACACAGAAGGUCAGGACCACAGACUGAGAGCAGAGUCUCCAGGGUUCAGCUGUCUGUCUCUGAAGAGUGACUGGUCCAUGGGAAAUCAUCCAGUCUUCAGUAAAGAACCUGGACCCUCACACACAGAGAGGAGGAGUCAUGUUUCUGAGGAGGAGCAGUCGUCCUGCUGUGCUUCGUGUCAGGACGUCCUGAAGGAUCCAGUCUCCACCAGCUGUGGACACUGGUUCUGCAGACAGUGCAUCACCUCAUACUGGGACCAGUCUGGUUCUUCUGGAGACUCCUCCUGUCCCCAGUGUGGAAAAAGAUCCAGAAGAGGAGCUGGAGCAGAUCGUGGUCUGCAGGAGGUUUCAGAUGAACAUAAGCUCAGUGUGAGGAGGAGAUGUGAACAUGUGACUGAAGGAAGUGAUGAAACAGGAAGUAGAAGCCUCCUCAACAGGAUCUACACUGAGCUCCACAUCACAGAGGGACAGAGUGAAGAGGUUAAUACUCAACAUGAGGUGAGGCAGCUUGAGACGGCUUCCAAGAUGAAGAUCCUCCACGACACUCCCAUCAAGGUCCACGACAUCUUUAAAGCCUCCACUGACCAGCAGAGCAGCAUCAGAGUCGUCCUGACCAACGGCGUCGCUGGCGUUGGAAAAACCUUCUCGGUGCAGAAGUUCACUCUGGACUGGGCAGAGGGUUUAGAGAACCAGGAUGUGGGUCUGCUGGCUGUGCUUUCGUUCAGGGAGCUGAACCUGGUGAAGGACCAGCAGCACAGUCUUCUCACGCUGCUCCAUGUUUUCCAUCCAGCGUUACAGAAGCUCACGGCAGAGACGCUCGCUGUCUGUAAACCUUUGUUCAUCUUUGACGGCCUGGAUGAAAGCAGACCUUCUCUGGACUUCACCCACAGGGAGCUUGUGUCUGAGGUCACACAGAGGUCAUCAGUCAACGUGCUGCUGACAAACCUCAUCCGGGGGAAUCUGCUUCCCUCGGCUCUCGUCUGGAUAACCUCCAGACCUGCGGCGGCCAAUCAGAUCCCUCCUGCAUGUGUUGACAGGGUCACAGAAGUACGAGGCUUCACUGACGCUCAGAAGGAGGAGUACUUCAGGAGGAGAUUCAGUGAUGAAGAGCUGUGCAGCAGAAUCAUCUCACACAUCAAGACGUCCAGGAGCCUCCACAUCAUGUGUCAAAUCCCAGUCUUCUGCUGGAUCAGUGCUACAGUUCUGGAGCACAUGUUGACCACAGACCAGAGAGGAGAGCUGCCCAAGACCCUGACUGACCUGUACUCACACUUCCUGCUGGUUCAGACAAAGAGGAAGAACAUCAAGUACGGUGAGGGACAUGAGACGACUCCACAGCAGCUGAUGGAGGCUGACAGGGACAUUCUCCUGAAGCUGGGGAGGCUGGCACUUGAACAUCUGGAGGAAGGAAACAUCAUGUUCUACCAAGAAGACCUGGAGCGGUGUGGUCUUAAUGUCACAGAGGCCUCGGUGUACUCAGGAGUUUGUACUGAGGUCUUCAGAAGAGAGAGUGUGAUCUUCCAGAAAUCAGUCUACUGCUUUGUCCAUCUGAGCGUUCAAGAGUUUCUGGCUGCAGUCUACAUGUUCCACUGUUACACCAAGAGGAACACAGAAGAACUCAACAACUUCUUGGGAACAUAUGAGGACACAGACAGAUACUUCUCCCUUGAUGACCUGCUGAAGAAAACCAUGAAGAAAUCCCUCUUCUUGGGACCAUAUGAGGACACAGACAGAACCUUCUCCCUGGAUGAGCUCCUGAAGAGAACCAUGGAGAAAUCCCUCACCAGUACAAAUGGUCAUCUGGACCUGUUUGUUCGCUUCCUUCACGGCCUCAGUCUGGAGUCCAACCAGAGAGUCUUAGGAGGCCUGCUGGGUUGGACAGGGAACAAUCCAAAGAUCAUCCAGAGAGUCUUAGGAGGCCGUCUGGGUCGGACAGGGAACAAUCCAGAGAUCAUCCAGAGAAUCAUCAACAACCUGAAGGAGAUGAAGAGUGAUGACAUUUCUCCUGACCGAAGCAUCAACAUCUUCCACUGUCUGACUGAGAUGAACGACCACUCAGUUCAUCAGCAGAUGAAACAGUUCCUGACGUCAGAGAACAAAUCAAAGGAGGAACUCUCUGAGAUCCACUGCUCAGCUCUGGCCUACAUGCUGCAGAUGUCUGAGGAGGUUCUGGAUGAGUUGAACCUGAAGAAGUUUAACACAUCAUACCAGGGUCGAAUGAGACUGAUCCCAGCUGUGAGGAACUGCAGGAAGGCUCGACUCAGUAAAUGUGGACUCUCAGAGACUCACUGUGAAGUCGUGGCCUCAGCUCUGAGGUCAGACCCCUCACAUCUGAGAGAACUGGAUCUGAGUGACAACAAGCUGCUGGAUUCAGAAGUGAAGCUGCUGUGUUCUGGACUGGAGAGUCCAAACUGUCGACUGGAGACUCUGAGGUUGAAGAGCUGCAGUCUGUCAGAGAUCAGCUGUUCUUCUCUGGCUUCAGCUCUGAGGUCAAACCCCUCUCAUCUGAUAGAACUGGAUCUGAGCUACAACGACCUGCAGGACUCAGGAGUGAAGGAGCUGUGUGGUUUUCUACAGAGUCCAACCUGUCAACUGGAGACUUUGAGAUUGUGGAGCUGCAGUCUGUCAGAGAUCAGCUGUUCUUCUCUGGCUUCAGCUCUGAGGUCAAACCCCUCUCAUCUCAGAGAUCUGGAUCUGAGUGUAAACAGGUUGCAGGACUCGGAAGUGAAGGAGUUUCUUGAUCUACAGCAGAGUCCAACAUGUCGACUGGAGACUCUGAGGUGGGAGUCUUUGUGGAGCUGAGUGUGAAGAGGACAGUGUGUGUGGACGGAGGCUGAGCUGUGUCCUGAGGAUCCAGAACAUUUUAAGUGGCACUUAGACCACCUUGUAGUUUUACUUUGCCUUUCUUGAUUCUUGUUGUUCUGGGCUUGUUCCCUCAUGGUUGAUGCACUUAUUGUAAAUCGCUUUGGAUAAAACCGUCAGCUAGAGGAAAUGUAAUGUAAAGGCAGAGUGGAGACAGAGCUCCAGAGGAAUCAGAGGAGGUGGUUGUAAUAUGUAACUUCACCACUAGAUGGCCCUCCACACCAAUUGUGAUUAUUCACAUGAAGAAUGUGUUUAUUGAAAUGACACAACACAAGCAGAAUAUCUAACCCCUCUAAAUAGAGUCACAUAUAUGUGUUUAAGUUUCCUUUAUUCUGUUCCACCUUUGUCCCUCAGUCUGUCUCCAUGUGUGUAGAACCACAUUCUGUUUGUUUAUGAUCUUAAAGUUCCUGGAUUCACGUAGCAGCACAUCCCAGUCAAAGCCUUUAUAUUCAGUCUAUGAGUCAAACACAUGGAUCAUUUCCUCUGUGACAAACCAGAUGUAACGAGAAAAAAAACACGUCAGAGAGAAAAGUUCUGUUUCUACUUGUCUCUGCUUUAAUGCUCAAUAAACAUCCUUCCACCGACUUCA
Messenger RNA from Platichthys flesus (European flounder), 5089 nucleotides. Its product is annotated as NACHT, LRR and PYD domains-containing protein 12-like. The transcript has 13 exons. The record is from RefSeq and is a predicted model, not a curated record. The coding region runs from base 1156 to 4440 and encodes 1094 amino acids. Lineage: Eukaryota; Metazoa; Chordata; Actinopteri; Pleuronectiformes; Pleuronectidae. Gene Ontology annotation, molecular function: protein binding.